This is a messenger RNA of Dimorphilus gyrociliatus, 5263 nucleotides long. Lineage: Eukaryota; Metazoa; Annelida; Polychaeta; Dinophilidae. The record is from the annotation of a GenBank genome assembly.
GUCAGAACAGUAAUCCAAAAUGGAUACGGAAGAAACUGCCUCGCAACCAACUUCGGAAGAGGUGGACAAAAUAUUUUUCAAACUAGUCCAUACAGAUAAAAGUCAAGAACUUGAACAAUGCCUGAAACAAUAUUUGUGCUAUUUGUUGAAGGCUAUGAGCUCAGAAAAAGUCAGGAAAACGAUAUUGGAACUAUUCGUGCAUAUAAAGAGGCGUAUAGAAGCUGAUGACAAAGUGAAAUUACCUAUUGACGAAAUGAUUCAAAUUUUUAAUGAUUCAACAUCUUAUAGUAUGAAUUUUUCUCUCGUCUUUAUCAAAUUGGGAUUGAGUAGAGAGGACAUACAAACUCAAGUUCGUUGUAUACCAAAACUUUUGAAUGCCGGAAUAAAUGAAGGGAAAGUGCAGCAUAUUCAAGACAAUGUACUUCAGCUUAUAACACCAUCUUUGAUUCAUUUAAGACUUGAUAAUGACAAAGAGACUUGUAAUCUACUGAAAUCACUCUCGGACCGUUGUAAACGUUUACUUAGAAAUCAGUUAAAAAACGUCUUACUACUUCCCUACGGAUUAUCAUUGCCAUUCAAGCCUAAACCAAAUACAACCACCGGUAGCAAAGAAGUCAUUGAGAAAUCGACCCUUUUCUCACCAUGUGGAAUGAGUAAAAAUUCAUUGAAAAGUACUUGUGGAACUGUUGCUCCCAGCGCAGAAAACUUAGAACAGUGGAAGAAAGCAGCGGUUCACAUUUUAAGUUCUGAUGUAUUAAAUGAAGUAGAUGUUAUCGUACCGUUAGUUAUAGCAUCAGCUGAUACGAGACAUAGUGUUGCUACAACUGCCGAUUUGGAGUUAAAGAGAAGAGCAGAUGAAGAAAUGUGGAAUAAUAAAACGGUUAUGAAUGAAUUAGUUAUUUUGCUAAAUGGUACUUGUGGACAAAAGAAGGCAACGUUAGAGGGGAAAUUGAAAGAAGAUGAUCUAACAAUGCCAGCUGAUAUUCGAUUAAAAAUGAAAUUGUUACCACUCUUUACAAGAUCAACCUACAUUCCAACAUCUGUUAGCCUGGCUAUACAAAUAAUCUUUCCAACUCUUUACGACAAGAGAGUUCCUCCUAAUCAGAAAUUAGUGAACUUACUAGUAAAAUUUAUUCACUCUAUAACUCUGAGGACCUCAGAUAAAGUAUUCGAAGGAUUGGGACCGCUUCUAAUGGAACAUAUGAUGAAAUUUCGAAAAAAUGAGACUGUGGAUCCGAAAAGUUUAGGUAUGAUUUAUGAAGUUUUAGGGAAAGUUUGUCAAAGGCUUCCUCACUUGGUUGAGAAAUACUUUGAUGAUUUUAAAUCUUGGUUUGAUAUAUUACAUCUCGAAAAGGGAGAUAAAGAAUUACAAAUGAGUGUGUACCAAGCUUUGAUAACUAUGGUUGCUUCAUUCAAAAAUCUUCGAAAAGAGCGGUUGGAAUUUCUUCAGUGUUUAUUGCUUCAUUAUAUAGGUCAAAAGCAAGAUUUGCUACGGCAUGCUGCUGUUCAUUACGCUGAACAGGCCUUUCCUUCAGAUCACAUACCAACACGAUUUGUCUUACUAUUAGCCGCAGCUGAUAAAAAAUCAUCUAUAACUCAAGCCGCCGAUAAAUAUUUAAAUACCGCAUUGGAAGACGGAAAUACUAAAUUUCCAGUAUUCGAGGAUAUGUUGGAAUACACCGUUGAGAAGUUGUCUGAAAAUAAAGACAAAACACUUGACCCGAAAAAGUAUUCAAUGGAAACUUUAAUAAAGAUUAUUCAUUAUCUAUAUAAGUGCUUGCAAGAUACCAGUAAGAAAACAUGCACUAUAAAAAAUGACACAUUUCUUAACAUGGAUCGAGAUUCUAGUAACCGAGCAAAAGACUUAAAUUUGGAUUUGACUUUUAAAGCAUCUCAAGGUUAUGUUUGGGCUUUAGGUGAAAUCAUUAGUCAACUAAUGAUUCAGGUAGAUUCUUGUGAAGGAACAAAGCGUAGGAAAAUAGACAAAAAAAAUGAAGACAUGAUCUCAAAUAAAAUCAAUGAAGUGAUUGUGUUAUUAUGUGAAGAGCUCGUAAAAUGCGAACAAAAAUGCACUGGAGCAACCAUGAAUUUAGUUUGUGCUUUAUGUGAUGCUAUUGGUAGUAUAGGUUUGUCAUACGCGCUACCUUUACCUGAAAAAAAUGGUGGUAGCGUGACUAAAGAGCGAUUGGUCAACAAACUCUUAGAAAUGAUUGCGGCAACCAACGUGAACGGCAAGUUAAGAGAGCAUGCUGCAAUAGCCGUUGGUCGUUUGUGCGUCGGUGAAGAAAGGUUUCCAUUUAGAGACAAAAUCCUGAAGGAACUCUUGAACAGUGCUGGACCAAGGCAGCUGAACCUUCAUAUAACAAUUGGAAGAGCCCUAAUUGAUGUGGGACUGGGCAGAUUAUCUUUUUCAAAAAAUUAUCUGCUCCAAAAAGACGAUGAUACUUACGAAAAAGAAACAAAAGAAACAUUGAACAAUCUAAGCGUUGAUGAUGAUCGAAUUGGAAAGAUAAUGACCGAAUUAAUCACAGUACUAUUUAAUAGCCAGAAUCCUCAUAUUCGUCAGGCUGGAUGCAUUUGGCUCCACUCAGUUUUAAGAUAUUGUUCUUCAUUUCAUCCCGGAAUUUUAUCUCGAUUACCAGAAAUUCAAAAUGCUUUCAUUAAACUUUUAGUAGACAGAGAUGAAUUAACCCAAGGUCUAGCUUCUCAGGCUCUGUCAAUUGUUUUUGAGAGAAGUCCUACUAGCGAUCAGAACAAGAUGGUAUCAACUCUUGUGGAUGCAUUAAUGGGCAAAAAAAAGCAUAAACAAGAACUAACUCCAGAUACAAAACUGUUUGAGGAAGGUGCUCUAGGUCAGACUCCAGAUGGACAGAAUUUGUCAACUUACAGAGAACUUUGUUCGAUUGCAAAUGACCUAAAUCAACCUGAUUUAGUUUACAAAUUUUUACAUUUGGCUAAUCAUCAAGCCGUUUGGAAUUCUAUGAAAGGUGCAGCGAUUGGUUUUAAGUCUAUUGCCUCAAAUGCUAGUGACCAGCUUGCCCCCCAUCUAGAUAUCAUUAUACCAAAACUCUACCGAUAUCAGUUUGAUCCAAACCCAAAAGUCCAAGCAGCUAUGUCUUCUAUUUGGAACGCUUUGGUGCCAGACGGUCAUAAGAGUGUUCCUGAACACUUUUUGAAGAUAUUAUUAGAGUUGAAUAAAAGUAUGAUGUCCCAGUUGUGGAGAGUUAGAGAGUCAUCUUGCCUUGCUCUGAACGAACUUUUGAGAGUUUGUGAUAUGAACAACGAACUAACCUUUUUGGUUCCUUUAUGGAAAACCAUUUUGAAGGUUGUAGAUGAUAUGAAAGAAUCUGUUCGACUGGCGGCAGAGAAAACCUGUAAUACUCUAAGUCGGAUUACAAUAAAAUUAUGUGAUCCAAAUUACGGACGAUAUCCUGCGAAGGCUUGCAGUCAGGUAAUUCCAGUGUUCUUGGAUGAGGUAGAGAGCCGAUGUGAAACAGUAAGGAUUGUAUGCUUGAAAACUCUGAUGCAUCUAGAAAUAACUGUACAUGUUCGUGAUUACAUACCUGACAUAAUAAUCACAAUGCUCGAAUGCUUGAGUACUCUUGAACCAGCAAAGUUGAAUUAUCUAUCAAACUGGUUAGCGAAUGAUGCAGAACUAAAAGAUAAGCUUGAAACUGCUCGGGCCUCAGCCUCUAAGACUUCUACAGCUAUGCAGGUUGUUAAAAAGUGUGUAAAGCACAUUGAUUGUUCUACAGCAGAAAAAUUAGUUCCAAAAUUGGUGGAUUUAAUGAAGCGAGGAGUUGGCUUAGGAACUCAUAUUGGUUGCGCAAACUUAUUGACUACUUUAGUAGUACACAAGGCGGAGGAAAUUAGACCUCAUGGAGAUACUCUUCUAAGAGCAGCUAUUCACAAAUCCAAUCAAAAGGAAAAGCAAGCUAUAAUAAGAAGAUCAUAUGCAUCUGCUGUGGGUCACCUCGUUAGAGUGGCCACCCCUAUUCUCGUUCAAAAGAUGUGUGAGAAAACUCUUAUUAACGCUUAUUUAACUGCUGAUAACGACGAAGCUACCAAAAACGACGUUCGACAAGAUGUUUGUGAGAUAAUUAAUGCGUGGUCGAAAUAUUCUCCAAGCCUAUUUUCUCAAUACCUUUCUCUUAUGCUACCUUUGAUAUAUUUUGCCAUGCAAGGAACACGUCAACGCGGUAGGGAAUUAGCAAAGAGUGGCGAAACUGAAGCACAGGAAAGGGCCAUUGCUCAAAGACAUACUAUAUGGCAGGAGACGUGGACAGAAUUUACUUCUUCAUCUGAAAGUGCUUUACGUCUGUAUAGUAAUGAACUAACAAGCCUCGCAAAAAUUGCCCUAAUAUCCAAUAGUUGGACUUUAAGGAAGCAAGGAGCAUUAACCAUAUCAGCUAUGACUGACUUUAUCGGCAAAGAAAUGCUGGAUGACGAAAGGCACCGAGAUCUGUUACAAACAAUGAUUGAAAUGCUUAAGCAAAGCUAUUGGACUGGAAAGAUUGAAGUCAUAAAUGCUAUUGGGUCUAUAUGCGCUAGCUAUGACCCACUCGAGAAAAAAGUAGAGGCAAUUGAAUGUAUUAAGCAGGCUUCAGCUGCCUUAUUAAAGGAGAGCAAAAAGAUGAAAUAUACAGAUUAUCAGUCUGCUGCUUUAUCAUCUUUAGCAGCCCUAAAUGCUAAGAAUAAUUUAAAUUUGUUUUGUGAUAUUUGGUCGAUAGUUGAAGACAUUCUGAAUCCAGAUAAAACUUUUGAGAUUCAAGAACUUUUUGAGACAUGUGCCGAAAAAGACUGGUAUCAACAUAUAAACACUUGUCUCCUUGUCGUUGUCUUAUCAUGGCAAACAGAUUUAGAAUUUCAAGAGAAAAUGUUCACUAAAGUAACUGAAUCACUCUUUAAAUUGGCUGCAUCGACUAAGAUGACUUCUUCAAAACUAGAAAUAGCAGCGCUAAGAACUCUAGCCCGUAUUGUUGAAAAAUCUGCGAAAACAGAUAUAUCAUUUGUCAAAAAUCUCAUACCGAAAUUUUGUCAAUAUGGACAAUCAGAUAACUUCAAUAUAAAAAUGACUGCAUUUGAGGCUCUAGGUUCUAUGCUUCAGCGCGUAAAAGAUUUGAACGAAGAAGAGAUUAUGCAGAUUAAAAAAGCUACAGACUCUCACCUAAGUAAUGAAGAUAUCGAGAAAUUUAGACAAUCUACGGUCGCUACCAAAGACAGUACAGUUAUAUGGAACACUUUAGUGGACUUUAAAAAAUGA